Messenger RNA from Oikopleura dioica, 1293 nucleotides. The record is from the annotation of a GenBank genome assembly. Lineage: Eukaryota; Metazoa; Chordata; Appendicularia; Copelata; Oikopleuridae.
AUGGAAGAGGAAGCGGGGGAUAUUGUUUUGCAUGGAGAAGCAGAGAUUAUGGUCAAAACUCUAAGACACAUCCCGUUGAACAAAAUCGGCUCCAAGGAAUGGAAACGUCAACACGAAUACCUAAACAAACUCAACCAGCAAGCACAACUCAAUGUUCACGCGCAAGUUUCAGAUUACAUCUCCGAGGCGUUUGCGGUCACGCACGAAAUCAAAACGCUCGUCAAGGACUUGCUCGCCGCAGAACUGUGGCGCGAGAAGGUGGUGCCGAUUAUGAUCAAAACUAAGGAUUUCGCCCCGAAGUCCACGAUUCCGUUCUAUUUAUCAAUGUAUAACGAAGCGGUGAUUCUCAAUCUCCUGGAAACGAUUUCGUUCAACGCAGAAGUUAUUGAAACGAUUGGAGAUUUAGCUGUCGAUUUGGUUGAUUAUUGCUACAGGACGCUUUCAUUACUUUAUGCUCAGCAUCAAAAUGGAGUGAAACACGAUAAACCAGACGGGGAUCAAACACCUCGCGACAUCUACAACAACUUCAUAACUUCCAUGUUCCUGGAAUACGGUCCAAAAUGCAUCACGAUACUCAGAUACCUCUCUGAAGCUGGGAAGGGAAUUCCAUUGGACGCACACACGAGAAUUAUUCGAAAACUCAACGUUCCACAGCUUCUGGUCGCUUUGAUGGAAGAUGGCUGCGGUUGGAUCGAGAGCGACAGGUUUUAUAUUUCUGGAAAGUGGCACAAGAAAACGGAUCCGUUAUCGCCACAUGAAACAGGGAUUUUACUCCUAUUACGGCAGCUACUUACAUGCGAAGACUUUUCUUCAUACGAAUUCCACCAGCAAAAUAUUUCGGCCCUGAUGCGAGUUCAGAAAUAUUUGACGCCGACUGUUCUUCAAUUUUGCUCGCCGCUGAAUGAUUUGAAUACUGUUCUUUCUCAGUUGCAAGUUUCUCCUCCCGAUCAAGCGAAAUCCUAUUCCUUGUUGAUAGAAUCCGAGCCGGAGUUGAGGGAUGAAAUGAUUCAAGAAUUUAAAGACGCGUACCCCUCCCUCGCCAAAUCCGCCAUGACGAGUUGGGCAAAGCCUUCUUUUGAGCAAACACAGCGCGAUGCAAAGGAGCUUGUCAAAAUGUGGCAGAUCGAUCGCCUCGAACAGCUGAUGAAUGAGGUUCCAAAGUGCGAAGUUUGCGGCGCAGAAUCUGAGAAUCGAUGCUCCAGUUGUAAAACUGUCUGGUACUGCCGUCGCCAAUGUCAAAUCGAACACUGGGCAGAACACAAGAAAAUCUGCGACAUGCUCAAACAACGCUAG